CAGAAAGAAAUUCACGGUCACCAGCUCUAGACCACACAAUCACAAUCUCUCACUCUCAGCUCACAUUAUAACCCUCCUCUCCUCCUCCCUUCCCCCUUGCUUUCCUCAUCCUCAGCGCCUCAAGAAAACAUCCACACGAGCACCAACUCAGUCAUUCUAAGCUGAAGUAAUGGCCGCCGUCACCUCCGCCGCCGUCGCCAUCCCCUCCUUCACCGGCCUCAAGGCCGCCCUUCCCGCCAAGCCCGCCAUCUCUGCUAGGGUCCCCGCAGCCCCCCUGGCCCCUAGGAUGGCCGUGAGGGCCUCCCUGAAGGAUGCCGUCGGCGCCGCCGCCAUCGCCACCGCCACGAGCGCCCUCCUGGCUGGCAACGCCAUGGCGAUCGAGGUCCUCCUGGGGGCCGAGGGGGGAGAGCUCGUGUUCGCGCCGAAUAACUUCACGGUGAGCUCCGGCGAGAAGAUCGUGUUCAAGAACUACGCCGGGUUCCCGCACAACGUGGUGUUCGACGAGGACGAGAUCCCGAGCGGCGUGGACGCGACGAAGAUCUCGAUGCCGGAGGAGGAACUGUUGAACGGCCCCGGCGAGACCUAUGCCGUGACCUUGACCGAGAAAGGCACGUACAGCUUCUACUGCUCGCCCCACCAAGGAGCCGGCAUGAUAGGCAAGGUUACCGUCAACUGAGUUUGAUGAUAUUGUAAAAGACGUGAUGAUUCUCGUAUUCUUCUCGUUUUUUUUUUUAAUUCUCUCGUGGAGGUUGAGGAAUAUCUGUAUUGUUAAUUUGGAGAAUGAGAGGAUGUACGGGGAUCAUGAAAACUAGGAAAACGCCUUACGUAUUGCAUUUUGCUCGCCUUGAAUGAUGUAGAUGAAUUGUGCAAAUUUAUAACUCUGAACCAUUUGGUUUUUCUA
Molecule: messenger RNA, 901 nt
Organism: Eucalyptus grandis
Lineage: Eukaryota; Viridiplantae; Streptophyta; Magnoliopsida; Myrtales; Myrtaceae
Product: plastocyanin
Exons: 1
Coding region: 170-676 (168 amino acids)
Cellular component (GO): chloroplast thylakoid lumen
Molecular function (GO): copper ion binding
Source: RefSeq, a predicted model, not a curated record